Molecule: messenger RNA, 1943 nt
Organism: Neopsephotus bourkii (Bourke's parrot)
Lineage: Eukaryota; Metazoa; Chordata; Aves; Psittaciformes; Psittacidae
Product: solute carrier family 2, facilitated glucose transporter member 5-like
Exons: 12
Coding region: 308-1864 (518 amino acids)
Biological process (GO): fructose transmembrane transport
Cellular component (GO): membrane
Molecular function (GO): fructose transmembrane transporter activity
Source: RefSeq, a predicted model, not a curated record
AGAGGAGCCUGUUCCGCUGCAGCCAGACAGGACAUCUGUUUGGAGCCCGGCUGUGGCAGUGGAGCAUCCGACCCGACAGCGACGGACUCGACCGAGGAGAAAGAAAGAGAAGCCACGAGGGAGUCACGCAGGGGAAGGGAAUGGUCAGAAAAGAGCAACAGCUCGGUUCAGCUGCUAGAGCCUGCCUUUGAUUGGGUGUUAUCUGCGAGGCCAGAGGGGGAUUGUCCGCGCAGGGCGUUCCUCUCCUCUCCCUGCUCCGUUUGGGCUAUAUAAGCCGGGGCUCGGUGGCCGUGGCUCAGACACCAAAAUGAAGUUGAAAAGGGAGAAGCAGAGCUCCGCCAGCAAUGAAGGCUCACAGGGGAAAAUGACACUUGUGCUUGCAGCGGUAACGCUGAUAUCUGCAUUUGGAUCUUCUUUCCAGUACGGGUACAACGUGUCUGUGAUCAAUUCUCCAGCCCCGUACAUGCAAGACUUCUACAACCAAACCUACUACAACAGGACUGGAGUGCCUAUGGAGCAUAGCUUCCAGACGCUGCUCUGGUCUCUUACUGUGUCCAUGUACCCCCUGGGUGGCUUUUUUGGGUCCCUCAUGGUGUGGCCUCUGGUCAACAACUGCGGCCGAAAGGGCACUUUGCUGAUAAGUAACCUCUUAUCUAUUUCUGCUGCAAUCCUAAUGGGAACCUCAGAGCUAGCAAAAACCUAUGAAGUGAUCAUCUUUUCACGUGUUAUCAUGGGAAUAUUUGCUGGUCUGGCUUCCAACGUGGUUCCCAUGUUCCUUGGAGAAUUGUCCCCCAGAAAUCUGAGAGGUGCAAUUGGGAUCGUACCCCAGCUCUUCAUCACCACUGGGAUCCUUAUAGCUCAGAUCCUUGGUCUCAACAUCAUCCUUGGGAAUGCCAAAGGCUGGCCCGUGCUGCUGGCGCUCACUGGGAUCCCAUCACUAAUUCAGCUCCUUAUAUUGCCCUUUUUCCCUGAGAGUCCCAGAUAUUUGCUGAUACAAAAGGGCAACGAAGAGCAAGCACGACGAGCUCUUCAGAAGCUGAGAGGCCGGGAUGAUGUGGAUGAUGAGAUCCAAGAGAUGCACCAAGAAGACCGGUCAGAAAAGGAAGAAGGACAGUUCACUGUGUUCAGCCUGUGCACCUUCAGAGGCUUGAGGUGGCAGCUUAUCUCCAUCAUUGUCAUGAUGAUGGGCCAACAGCUCUCGGGGGUCAAUGCGGUCUUCUACUAUGCAGACAGAAUCUUCCUGUCGGCAGGAGUGGAUGACAACAGUGUUCAGUAUGUCACCGUGUCCAUAGGUGCCAUCAACGUCGUCAUGACCUUGCUUGCUGUCUUCAUUGUGGAAUCCCUGGGAAGGAGAAUCCUCCUCCUUGCUGGCUUUGGAUUUUGCUGUGUCUCCUGUGCAGUGUUAACUAUGGCUCUCAAUCUCCAGGCCACUGUCUCAUGGAUGUCUUACCUCAGCAUAGUGUGUGUCAUCGUUUACAUCAUUGGACAUGCUAUUGGAGCCAGUCCAAUUCCCUUUGUGAUGAUCACCGAGAUGUUCCUGCAGUCAUCCCGGCCUGCAGCGUUCAUGGUGGGUGGCUCUGUGCACUGGCUGUCCAACUUCACUGUGGGGCUUGUGUUCCUCUACAUGGAGGCCGGACUGGGGCCCUACAGCUUCCUCAUCUUCUGUGGCAUCUGCCUCGCCACUAUAGUUUACAUCUUCUUCAUUGUUCCUGAGACUAAGAACAAAACCUUCAUGGAAAUCAACAGGAUCAUGGCCAAGAGGAACAAGGUGGAGAUUCAGGAAGACAAAGAAGAGCUUAAGGAUUUCCAGGCUGUCCCAGGUGGGCAGGCAGAGAAGAAGGAAAUCUUCAGCCAUAAGUUCUGACCCAGCCCAGUGUUGGCCCAGACAUUUUCCAAGAUCCAUUCAGUGGGAGAACAAAUACAUGGAUUAUUUUUUUGAUACU